Solea senegalensis (Senegalese sole) is the source of this 1590-nucleotide messenger RNA. It is a transcript of the gene ubap1lb, whose product is annotated as ubiquitin associated protein 1-like b. The record is from RefSeq and is a predicted model, not a curated record. Gene Ontology annotation, biological process: ubiquitin-dependent protein catabolic process via the multivesicular body sorting pathway. Gene Ontology annotation, cellular component: ESCRT I complex. The coding region runs from base 147 to 1382 and encodes 411 amino acids. NCBI's taxonomy places the organism in Eukaryota, Metazoa, Chordata, Actinopteri, Pleuronectiformes, Soleidae. Gene Ontology annotation, molecular function: ubiquitin binding. The transcript is spliced from 6 exons.
UAGUUCAAAGUUCAGUCUGACGUAAUUGUUGAUGUUUUCUCUAUUUGCGUGUGUGAGUGUGUGAGCAGUAAGUCAGCUGAUGGGUUUACUGUCACUCAGAAGAUUAGUCUAGAACCAGGUGCUUCUGCUUAAAGCACCGUCUCUUAAUGCAACCCCGUAGUACACGGACACUUCACAGACACAAAGACACCUGGAGCAGAAACACGGACAAUCCAGCUUCUGCCAAACAAGGUAUGGACAGUGUCCCCCUCAAGAUGCCGCAGGCUGUGACACAGGAAGUCAUCGAAGACAUCAAAGUUGUCCUCCCUGACUACCUCACCAUACUGCAGCACACUGAGUAUGAGUUCAACCUGGAGAACUGGGUGCUAACCGGGCUGCAGAAUGGCUUCACCAGUCAGCACCAGCCAGAGCUUUCCUCCUCUUCAUCAGGACUGCUGCCAUCAUGUCCACCAUACUGGAUGAUGUUCAGCAGCCCUCAGCAGAGCCGCCUGGCCAGCCGCCACAGUUCCGACUUCUGGGAGCCCAACCCUCGAAAGCGCUCCUACAGCCUCAACCCUGACAUCCUGCGCACAAAGUUUACCAUCUCAGACUCUGAGGAUGAAGGGGAGAGCGCUGCAGAUAAAGUGCAGACACACGUGUCAGCACUGAAUCACUCAAGUGAAGAGUGUCCUGCUGCUUCCCAACAGUGCGGGCAGCGGAAGGCCUUCGUCCCAGACCUGCUGAACCCUCCAGCCUGUCUGAGCAGUUUGCCACAUCAGCGCAGGAAGAACCUGCGACAGUGUUCCCUCACCUCACCCAAAACAUCUGCACAACACGAUCCCAAAGCGGAGAACCAAACCCAGAGCGCGUCCUCAUACAGAAUCCUUAACUGCAGAUCCCCCAACACCAAAGCUGGAGUCCAAAGGCUCCCCAGCAUCACCAACCACAACACAACGGCAUCUCUUAGUCCAGACUCCUGUGGGAACCCUCCUAUGACCUCACCCCCCCGUGGUCUCGCCUCAUCUGGUUUGGACUCAUCAGCAGAGCUCCUGUCAGCUCUGAGCUCAGAGGAGAGAGAGGUGCUGGAAGCCAUCACAGCCCGCGGCUACCCAUUCCAUACUGCCAUCAUCACCCUGCAGAAGACUGGCCAGCAGACACCAGAUCAGGUCUUGAGUUACCUGGUUGCAUGUGACCACCUGUGUCAGCUGGGUUACGACAUGGCUCAGGUCGAAGAGGCUCUGGAGAUGUUUCAAAACUGUGAAACUAAGGCAGAGGAGUUCCUACAUUUGCUGAGUCAGUUUAAUGAGAUGGGCUUUCAGCAGAACGCCAUUAAAGAAGUGCUGCUGGUGCACGAGAACCACCGAGAACGAGCCCUCGAGGAGCUGAUGAUGCGCGUGUCAUGACACACACUUCACACGACGACCUUUUGAAAUCUCUUGUGCGCUGCAAAAUUUGUCUGGAAACUGUGUUUUGGAGGAAUGAUUGAACACGGAUAAUUGUGUCCAAAGAUGGAUGGUGUUUAACAAUGACGAUACUGCAUUAGUUAUUAUUUUCAUGAUCAUUAGUUUGGAAUAAAACAUGUAUUAUCUAAAGUGAUGUAAGAAAUUGUAA